Penicillium manginii is the source of this 1053-nucleotide messenger RNA. Its product is annotated as beta-ketoacyl reductase. The coding region runs from base 1 to 1053 and encodes 350 amino acids. Gene Ontology annotation, biological process: secondary metabolite biosynthetic process; fatty acid biosynthetic process. Lineage: Eukaryota; Fungi; Ascomycota; Eurotiomycetes; Eurotiales; Aspergillaceae. Gene Ontology annotation, molecular function: phosphopantetheine binding; fatty acid synthase activity. The transcript is spliced from 2 exons. The record is from RefSeq and is a predicted model, not a curated record.
AUGGCCAAGUGGAUGUCUUCGAAGGGCGCCAGAAACAUCGUCCUUGUGUCGCGAAGCGCAUCUGUCAAUGAUCAGGUGCAGCAGCUGAUUGAUGAGCUGGCCGUUGAUGGCACCCACAUUACCGUCAAGGCGUGCGAUGUGAGCAGCCGGGCCUCCGUCGAGAAGCUUGUCAAGGAAGAUAUGAAAGACCUUCCUCCGGUGCGCGGUGUUGUCCACGGUGCUAUGGUUCUUCGGGAUAUCCUCUUUGAAAAGAUGACCUUGGAAGACUUCAACGCAGUCGCCGAGAGCAAGGUCGAAGGAGCCUGGAACCUCCACGACGUCCUCUCCGACUCACCACUAGACUUCUUCGUCGCCCUAUCCUCCGUCGCUGGCACAAUCGGUAACAGAGGCCAAGCCGCGUACGCCGCAGCAAACGUCUUCCUAGACGCAUUCAUGGAAUACCGCCGCUCGCAAGGCCUGCCUGGUACAUCCAUCGACCUCACCGCCGUCCGAGACGUCGGCUACCUGGCCGAGGUCGACAGCAAGCGCCAGCAGGAGGUUCUCAAGAACAUCGGCACAGACGGCAUGGACGAAGCCGAAGUCCUAGCCCUAUUCGCAGCCGCGAUCACGGGAGAUCUGACGCGAUCCUGUGGCGGGCACUGCAUCACAGGUCUCGAGCUCGGCAGCACGCUGGACCACUUCUGGGCGCAGGACGCCAAGUUCAGCAUUCUGUACGAGGAGGCCAAGGCGCGACAUGGCAGUGGCGCUGGUGCUGGAAAUGGACCAUCCGUUCCGCUGAACGCUCAGCUUGCCAAUGCGCCGUCCAAGGAGGAGGCGUUGCAGAUUUGUUAUGAGGCUCUGGCUGCGAAGCUGGCGCAAGUCCUUGUUAUUUCGCUGGAGGACAUGGAUCCUUCUAUUACUGUUGCCUCGUUGGGUCUGGACUCGCUUGUUGCAAUUGAGAUUCGCAAUUGGAUUGCCCGUGAGGCGAAUGCCAAUGUUCAGGUGUUAGAGCUCUUGUCUAGUGGGUCUUUGAUUGCGCUGGCAGAGAUUAUUCUUAAUAAGUCGCAGGCCUAG